AUGAAAGCAUGGGGAAGAUCAAGAGGUGACAGUAGCAGUGCAGGUAGCUCACCCGAUGCAUCCGAAGGUCAAGCUCCAAGUCUGACUACAGGAUCUACUUCCGCCUCUGUUGAAAGUUUGGAAUCCGUGCAAGAUCAACACCAAAGAAGGUUGAUGCAUGCUAUCAUGGACGAAAAGCUAAAAGCACAAAGAGCUCUGGCUACUUCCAAUGGUACUAAGCAUAUUGCCAAUGGAACAACCGGACAUCCGCCCACCUCAUUCGACAGCUCUGCCGACGGCACGCAACUGGUUCACAGUGAAUUUGCUUUCUGUGCUAAUCAGAACUACCGAUACACCUCACAACAUCCACCAGGAGCACCUCUACCCGAUCCAAUUGAGGAAGAGCCAAGCUAUGUUAUUCUAUUAACAACGUAUGUGUCUUACUUGAUCCUGAUCGUGAUUGGUCACUGUCGUGAUUUUGUCGGCAAACGCUUGUUCCCUAAAUCGUAUCGCCACUUGGUCGAAUCGAAUGGUUAUGCAGCCCUUAACUCCGAUUUUGACAGUUUCUACACGAGACGACUCAAAGCAAGAUUGGACGAUUGUUUCUCGAGACCCGUUACCGGUGUUUGUGGUCGUACAGUCAUGACACUUGAUCGUACAACCGAUGAUUUCUACCAAUCCUUCACGUACACAGGUGGAAAGACACGCACUUUGAACAUCAGUGCAUACAAUUAUUUGGGAUACGCCCAAUCGCAUGGUGGAUGUGCGGACGCAGUAUUGGAAUGUUUGAAGAUGUACGGUACCAGCUCUUUCGGUUCAAGAUUGGGCGCUGGUUCGCUUGAUUUGCAAUCACAAACCGAAAAGAUGGUUGCACGUUUUGUUGGACAGGAAGAUGCGAUUGUUGUUUCUAUGGGUUUUGCAACAAAUAGCACCACAAUUCCAGUCAUCGCUGGUCCCGGUACAUUGCUGAUUUCUGAUGAGCUAAAUCAUGCUUCUAUCCGUUUUGGUGCCCGUUUGAGUGGCGCUCAUAUUCGUCAAUACCGUCAUAACGAUAUGCGUGAGCUAGAGAAGCUUCUACGUGAAAGUAUCAGUCAAGGUAUGCCACGCACGCAUAGACCAUGGAAAAAGAUCGUUUUGCUGGUUGAAGGAUUGUACAGUAUGGAAGGUACUUUGGUCAAUCUACCCAAAUUGAUGGAAUUGAAGAAGAAGUACAAGUUCUAUCUCUAUGUCGAUGAAGCUCAUUCUAUUGGUGCUCUUGGUCCACGUGGUCGAGGUGUUUGUGAUUACUAUGGUAUUGACCCUAAAUCGGUUGAUAUCUUGAUGGGCACAUUUACAAAAUCAUUUGGUGCAGCUGGUGGAUAUAUCUGUGGUCCAAAGGCACUCAUUGACCGUAUCCGUCUAACGAACCAUGCCAACGUUUAUGGUGAAACUUUGGCUCCCCCAAUUUUGACGCAAAUUAUUGCCAGUAUGGCUGGUAUUAUGGGUGUUGGACGCAAUGUACAAGAACAUGCUCUUUUGCCUCCUUGGUUCGAUCUACCGCCUCGUAUGUUAGAUGGCAGUGAAGGAAAAGAACGUCUACGCAGAUUGGCCUUCAAUGCACGGUAUUUGAGUUCAGGUUUACGUAAACUUGGAUUUAUCGUUUAUGGACAUCGUGAUAGUCCGAUCGUGCCUUUGUUAAUCUUCCAUCCUGGUAAGAUGGCAUUAUUUUCACGAAUGAUGUUAGAUCGAUCAAAAGCUUUACCGCCUUCUCAACGUUUUGCAUCGGAAGAAAAUGAAGAAGAAUAUCAACGUCAACGUGAAGAAGAAACUAGAUAUCUUCAUGAUCCUACCGCAAGCGCAAAAGCAGACAGACCGCUUAGACCGCCAAUCGUCGUGGUCGUGGUUGCAUACCCGGCGACACCUUUGAUUUCGAGUAGAGUGCGUUUCUGUGUUAGUGCGGCACAUAAUGUGGACGAUAUGCAAGCCGUCUUGCGUGCUUCCGAUGAAGUUGGAUCGGUUUUGAGUAUGAAGUACGGCUCAGGCGGAGCGGGUGGUAGAUGGACAAUUGAUGAAGUUUUAGCAAGACCUUUGGAUUUGGUCUCAUGGGAUGGACAUACGCCUUUACCAGCAAAGAUGUAA
This is a messenger RNA of Meira miltonrushii, 2097 nucleotides long. Its product is annotated as PLP-dependent transferase. Lineage: Eukaryota; Fungi; Basidiomycota; Exobasidiomycetes; Exobasidiales; Brachybasidiaceae. The transcript has a single exon. Bases 1 to 2097 code for a protein of 698 amino acids. Gene Ontology annotation, cellular component: serine palmitoyltransferase complex. Gene Ontology annotation, molecular function: pyridoxal phosphate binding; serine C-palmitoyltransferase activity. Gene Ontology annotation, biological process: sphingosine biosynthetic process; ceramide biosynthetic process. The record is from RefSeq and is a predicted model, not a curated record.